AUGUUCCCAAUCCAGCUCCAAAUACUGUCCGACCUCCACCUCGAAACAUCCGCCACGCGCCCCACAUACGCCGAAUUCAGCAUAACGCCCCGCUGCCCCAACCUCGCACUCCUGGGCGAUAUCGGAAACGUACUCGACCCACUCUUGCUCGAAUUCCUAGACAUCCAACUCGACAAAUUCGAACUCGUCUUCUUGGUGCUCGGGAACCACGAACCGUACGGUAGCAGCUAUGCCGCCACCAAGCAACUUAUCCGAGGAUUUGAGGAACGGGUUAAUGCACCAAGAGAGCGCAGAGGCCGUUUCGUGUUCUUAGACCAAACACGCUUCGACCUCAGCGACUCGGUGACAGUGCUAGGCUGCACACUCUUCUCCCACAUCUCCCCGUCCCAGUCAGCCUCCGUAUUCCGCUUCGUGUCAGACUUCUCCAACAUCGACGGCUGGGACGUCGCCGCGCACAACGCCGCGCACGCCGCGGAUCUCGCGUGGCUGAACGCGGAAGUCGCGCUGAUCGAGCAAGAGGAGCCGCAGCGGGCGAUAGCGGUGUUGACGCAUUAUAGCCCGACGCUGCUGGCGGCGGCGAAUGAUCCGAGGCAUGUGGGGGAUGAAGUCGGGGUGCGGAGCGCGUUUGUGACGGAUGUGAGCUCUGAGGUGUGUUGGCGGAGUAAAAGCGUGAGGGUUUGGGGGUUUGGGCAUACCCAUUUUUGCUGUGACUUUGUGGAUGCGGGAAAGAGGGUGGUUGCGAAUCAGAAAGGGUAUCGGAGGACGGAGAGUCUGGGGUUUGAUGGGGAGAAACUGAUUGAGAUUGAGGCUCCUGGGGACGUCGUCUGCGUAGCCGGGAUAACAAUGCGUGGCCUGGGCGCUGAGGGCAGAGACGGCGUCAUUGGCGGCAGCAGUAUCGACUCGCCUGAGGAUGGUGUUGUCGGAGGGGCCUGGGACCACGAUCCAUGA
Mytilinidion resinicola is the source of this 948-nucleotide messenger RNA. RefSeq lists its product as uncharacterized. The record is from RefSeq and is a predicted model, not a curated record. The transcript is spliced from 2 exons. Lineage: Eukaryota; Fungi; Ascomycota; Dothideomycetes; Mytilinidiales; Mytilinidiaceae. Gene Ontology annotation, molecular function: hydrolase activity. The coding region runs from base 1 to 948 and encodes 315 amino acids.